AUGGAAGAUUCAUUGACACUCUCGUCGACCCUCAAGUCACACAAGCUGAUUGAGAGCAACUACAACUUAGCUCUCAAGCUUUUUGUCAACAAAAACUUCGAGAAAUCGUACGGAUUAACAUCCCAACUUUACCAGCAAGGGUUUAGCGACUUCAAGAAUGGAUUUAUUACUGAAAAGCUCUUCAUCAAGAUAAUAAGCUUGUAUAUCAUUGAGACAGGCGUGUCAUUGACUCAGCCUGGCCUUAGUGACGACAGAAAGGCACAUACCAUCAAUGCAAUCAAAGAAGAAGAGGUCCUCAAAAGAUUGAUCAACUUGUAUCAGUUUGAGUACUUGAUUCCCCUAGAAAUUUUGUAUAACCAUUACUUGCUGAUAAUUAGCAACAAGGAAUUGAUCUUGGGGGCUGAUAGUAGCUGGUUCAUUAAGAAGUUGGGUCGGUUAUACUCGUCGAUCAACCAAGGCCCUCAAGAUGACAAGUACUUGAAGAAGCUCAUUGAUCUUUAUGUGUUUGAAAUAUUACCAACGUAUGACAACUUUGACGAAUCUGAGAUUAUUAUCAGGGAGGACCAGCUUUAUUCGACCGAUUUGGAGUCCAACCUUGCUAAAUUGAAAGAAAUCAAACAAUCCAAGAAGACCAAGCAAGAUGCAGAGAAGAAACGAAUGAAGGAGAAGCAAAAGUUAGAGAAGGAGUUGAAACAAAAGGAGUUGCAGAAACAGAAAGAAUUGGAAAAAAGUCAGAAUUUGAAUUAUAAGUCCAUCAAAGAAAUCCAGAAACAGUACUCGGGGGAGAGUUCCGAGCCUCGCAACUUACCUGCAAAGACCACCAGCCAGUUUGAGGAAAUCCGCAAGAAAUUGAUGUAUGUCUAUGGAAUAUCCAAAAACUACCUUAAGGACAAUGGCAUCGUGGUAGCAUUGGUCAUACUAGCAUUGGUCGCCACCAGCAAGUUUGUGAACUUCAGGAAGAUAAACUUCAAGGAAAGGGUGAGAGAAACUAUCAAGAUGGCCUUCCAGAUCAGCUACUUGUAG
Suhomyces tanzawaensis NRRL Y-17324 is the source of this 1023-nucleotide messenger RNA. RefSeq lists its product as uncharacterized. The transcript has a single exon. NCBI's taxonomy places the organism in Eukaryota, Fungi, Ascomycota, Pichiomycetes, Serinales, Debaryomycetaceae. The record is from RefSeq and is a predicted model, not a curated record. The coding region runs from base 1 to 1023 and encodes 340 amino acids.